AUGCCUCAUGCCCGGGUGGCAGGGCUCGGUAAGGUAACCGGCCUCCUGGGCUCCGACGGCAGUACCGUAUCUGUUGGUCUAUCUCCACUUCAGCUGUAUGUAUGCGUACCAUUCAAUACCAACGCAGUUCUACCAUAUAUGUCUAUAGCUACACCCGUACAGUUGUCUACUGGUGGCAAGCUCUGUAUGAUAGCGGAUAGCGUGGGCUCGGAAGGCAGCGCCACCGGGGUGGAUCUAUCGGCCCACCGCCUAUAUACCUGUCGGGCCAUAGUAAAGAAGUACAACCAUAAGAACAUCCGCUUGUACCUCGACGACGGUACGAAAUUCCAGACCC
This is a messenger RNA of Sphaeroforma arctica JP610, 334 nucleotides long. RefSeq lists its product as hypothetical. The annotation marks the transcript as partial. The transcript is spliced from 3 exons. The record is from RefSeq and is a predicted model, not a curated record. Lineage: Eukaryota; Ichthyosporea; Ichthyophonida.